Molecule: messenger RNA, 2661 nt
Organism: Tetrapisispora phaffii CBS 4417
Lineage: Eukaryota; Fungi; Ascomycota; Saccharomycetes; Saccharomycetales; Saccharomycetaceae
Product: Zn(II)2Cys6 transcription factor
Exons: 1
Coding region: 1-2661 (886 amino acids)
Biological process (GO): regulation of transcription by RNA polymerase II
Molecular function (GO): zinc ion binding; DNA-binding transcription activator activity, RNA polymerase II-specific
Source: RefSeq, a predicted model, not a curated record
AUGGAAACAACAAUCAACAGUACAAGUAAUAGUUCUCAACUAAAUGCAGUGGAACAGGGCGCCUCUUCUGAUAUCAAUAUAUCAUCUAAUACCGAUACAAAUUCUACACAUACGCCACUUUUAGGCAAGAGGAAAUUUCAUAAAAAAUCUAAAAGUGGUUGUGAUCAUUGUAAAAGAAGAAGAGUGAAAUGUGAUGAAGCAAAACCAUUCUGUGCAAAUUGCCAACAUAUGAAAUUGGAUUGUUUUUAUUCACCUAUUAAGCCAAGGAAAAAGAAAACUGUAUCAAAAAAAAUUAGUAAAAUUAACAAUGUACAAGAUUCGACAACUACAGAUGCUAGUAAAGAUUAUGAGAGUAGCCAAGUUACAAAUUUAAAUGACAGUGCUUACAUUUCACCGAAAUCUACAGUUGUCACGGACAUGGAAGAUAAAGACGAAAAAAUUGGUGCAUCCCCAUAUGAAGUAAGCAAAACAAAGAAACUUAAAGAAAAGAAACUUAAAGUUAAUAAAACUAAACGCACAUCAACUAAGAAGCCAGCUAAAAGAAAAAAUGACACUUCGCAUUCAACUGGUUUAAAUGGGAUUCCUAAUAAUACAAAAAUACUCUCAAGACAGCCAUCUAGUUCUCCUUAUCCAUUUGGAGAAGUAUUGCAGAAUCAAAAUCCUAGACAACCACAAAGGCAACAACCAUUACUAAUACCACAGUUUAUGACUCAAGGAGGGUCAUUUCAAAGUCCACAUCAAUCAGCAACCCCUUAUAGUUUGAAUUUAUCCAGUAAUCCUUCUCUUAACAAUCAAUUCGUUGAACUACCGAAUCCUGCAAGUCCUGUUUUCCAAUCUACGGGAAUGACAGCAGCAAGUAGCUUCAAUAGUGUAUUUUCACCGGGAAGAAUUCCAAAUCCAUUGGGACAACAGCAUUUUCUAAAUUCAGGCAGUGCCAUUGCACCUCCUAAUAGCACCAGUAUCAUCCCAGUGACUCAUCCGAUAGGUACCUCAUUUUCUUUAAAUCCAGAAUCAGUACCUUUGAACAAAUCAAGAAGUAUUGUGAGUGUAGGGAUGAAUCCUAGUCUGAGUGGCAGCAUGAGCAUGAAUCCUGGAUUAAAUUUAGGCUUAUUCUCGCCUGUCGGUAUAGGUGGUGUAAAUUAUGACUUCCAAGAGCUUCUCGGCUUGAAGCAUCAACCAACUGUCUUAAAUGUUAGGGCGGCAGAUGCGGAGCAAGCAUUAGCAAAUAUGCAAAAUCAACAUUUGGAAACACUAAAGAGUAAAAACUUAGAAGUUAAACAAAAAUCAACUCCUCAACCAUAUUCUACAGAUAAUGUUAUUGACGAUUCCGAUAAGAGAAACCUGGUUGCAGCACAACUAAAUAAAUUAAAAUCCGAUUCAAAAACACCUCAAGUAUCUCAUAACAUGAUGACAACCCUGUCUGCAAGUCCUAAUCUACAAGACAUGAUAAAUAGAAAUACAACCAAUACACAUAUGAUGGAAUCUGACUCAACGCAAACAUAUCCGCCACAUAUCCCCUCUAGUAACGUAUACAAGCAACAUACAACUCAAAUGACGAAUAAAAUACCAACAGCUAACUAUAAACCUACAAAUUUUUCCGGUGCUAAUUAUAAUACAACCAAUAGUCCAACACGUUCUAAUUCAAUAAAUCUUUUUAAAAAUAAUAAUCAAGCUCCACCAAUUGUUAACCAACCUGUUUCAUCUAAUAAGUGGUCACAACUAUCGAAUAAUUCCAAUUUGAAUUUAUUGGAUCUCAAAUUAUUUCAUCAUUAUUGUACAGAAGUAUGGCAAACUAUGGUUGAUGCAGGUAUUUCUGGUGAAGAGAUUUGGAGCACAGAUAUCCCGGCAAUGGCAUUAGAUCAUCCAUUUUUAAUGCAUACAUUAUUAGCAUUUAGUGCUACCCAUCUUUCAAGAACUGAAAAUGGGUUGGAUCACUGCGUUUCUUCCCAUAGAAUAGAUGCGUUAAGAUUAUUAAGAGAGUCUAUUUUACAACUAUCUGAUGAUAAUAUAGAUGCGCUAGUGGCUAGUGCUAUUAUCCUGAUUAUGGAUUCAUUAGCAAAUGCUUCAACUAGCAACUCUGGAAAGACUAACUACAUAUCACCUUCUGCCUGGAUCUUCCAUGUACGAGGUGCAGCUACUAUUUUUACAGCAGUUUGGCCAUUACCUGAAACAUCGAAAUUUUAUGACUUAAUUUCAAUGGACUUAAGCGGACUAGGUAAUUUUAUUCACCAGAACAGUACAACAAUUACUGAAUUAACCUGCUUUGACGAGUCUAUUAUGGAUUUUUACCCAGUUGAAGUUGAUUCACCUUACUUGAUAACAUUGGCUUACCUAGACCAAUUGAACAGAUACAAAGAUCAAUCAGACUUUAUAUUAAGAGUAUUUGCCUUCCCAGCGCUGUUGGAUAAGACUUUUCUAGCCUUGCUAAUGAGUGGUGACUUAGGAGCUAUGAGAGUCAUGAGAAGUUAUUACAAACUGCUAAGAAAUUACACAACAAAAGUUAUGGAUAAAGUGUGGUUUUUAGAAGGAGUUUCACAGAUAUUACCUCACGAUGUUGACCAAUACAGUGGCGGAGGUGGUAUGAAUAUGAUGUUAGAUUUCUUAGGUGGUGGGUUGCCAUCGAUAUCAACUACUAACAACAUGUCUGAAUUUAUUAUUUAA